This is a messenger RNA of Brassica napus (rape), 5906 nucleotides long. RefSeq names its product probable ubiquitin-conjugating enzyme E2 31. The transcript has 5 exons. The coding region runs from base 106 to 558 and encodes 150 amino acids. Lineage: Eukaryota; Viridiplantae; Streptophyta; Magnoliopsida; Brassicales; Brassicaceae. The record is from RefSeq and is a predicted model, not a curated record. Gene Ontology annotation, cellular component: nucleus. Gene Ontology annotation, biological process: protein polyubiquitination. Gene Ontology annotation, molecular function: ubiquitin conjugating enzyme activity.
UUAUUUUGGAAAGUGAAACCUAUAAAGUCUGAGGCUCCUUCAUUUGAUUCCAACAAAAUUAAUACUAACAUCUUCCAAUAAAGACAUUUGUGACUAAUCAUAACGAUGUCGAUAGAGAAAAAGGCGAUGCAGCGGAUCGAGAAGGAGUUCAAGGAUAUGACUUCGAAAGACUCCUUGUACAGCAUCGGUAGAGACUCGAACAAUUUGUUCAAAUGGAAUGCGAUGAUUCAAGGUCCAGAGGGUACUCCAUACGCCGGUGGCAUGUUUAGCAUCGACAUUAAAUUUCCUAAAAAUUAUCCUUUUACAGCACCCAAGUUUACGUUCAAAACUCAGAUUUAUCAUCCAAAUAUCAAUUCCGAAGGAUCUAUAUGCCUUGAUAUUCUUAAAGACAAGUGGUCUCCCCCUCUUACGGUUGAAAAGGUGCUUUUAUCCAUCACUUCAUUAUUGGCGGACCCAAACCCAGAUGAUCCUCUGGUGGGAGAAAUUGGAGAGCUCUUCAAAAGUAACAAGUUUCUAUUUAAUCAGAGAGCUCGAGAAUGGACUGAACGGCAUGCUUAAAUAUUAAUAGCUGUUUUAAGAAAAGUAGUAGUUUUUAUGAAUAAAAAUAAGAAUAUUAAUAGCUGUUUUCUUUUUUCAAAUUAAUCAUACAAAUAGUUACCAACAGCUUUGAAUGAUAUGUUAUUGUGGAUUUCUUAUAUAUUAUAAAAAGUUAUAAGCAUUUUAGAUUUUUUAUUAUGUUCAAAAUACAUAAUAUAUAUUUUAAUUAAGACUAGAUUUUGAUCUCUGUUUUCAACAUGUAUGAUUAUUUUUUUAGCUGUGUAGAAAAUUUUAGAGUUCGCCCUAGCAUGUUUUCUCCAAGAAUCUCCAAGACACGACUUGCGAGACAGCUGCAUGUUGCUCUCGUCGUUUUAAUCUUCUUCUCUGGUUGUCUACUCGUUUUUUCGGUGUGGGAACCAAAAUUUGAACUGUCGAUUUUAGUAAAUUAAGAAAAAUAGAGAUUCUUGAUUUUCCUUGAGGAUACAAAUUCUCUGCGAGGGCUAAUGACAAAUUAUCAAAUAAGUGCGGAAAAUUCAUAAAGACAAUAAAAGGAAUCUAGAAAAGAUAUAUCUUUAUUUCGAAUCCACGUAAGAGUGUAGCGAAUUUAUAAUAGGUUAUAAGAGCUACGGCCGCAAGAGCUGUCAGCGAGCUCUUUAAUUCUAGCCAUUAAAACCCUAACCAUAUUUUGAGUCACAGCUCGAUAACAAAAGACGAAAGAGAUGCGGAAAAUAUUUUACUGAUUUUUGAAUGGACCUUAUUAAAGGCUGCCUAUGUACCCCUUUCGAGGAAAGCCGAACAUAUUUCAGUUUACAAAGUUUGAACAAACGAUCGAACUGCCUUUGCUAGUUCGUCUAGUAAUCAAGUGCAAGACAUAGAAAAUUAAGCAUGUCAAAAAUAAUGCCUAAGAGUUCUAAGUGUAGAGAGUUCUAAGACUCUAAAAAUCAUCCUUGUGCUCCUUGCCUUGGCUUCUUUCAAAGUCGGCCAUCUUUCCUUUCUGCCCCGAUUCGAGUUUAUCUUUGCGGGAGUUUUCCUUAUCUUCUCAACCUUCAUGUUUAUUUUGGAAGUUUUGCAUUUAUCUUCUUCUCCAUUUAUUUUUCCUACCAAAAUAUAAUAAACCUUCACUAUUCUCUGGGCCUAUUCCUGUAUUGAAUCAUAAGUUGGCUUUCGUCGCGUUUUAGACCUUCUCGGGCCGUUUUCAACCUAAAAGUUGUUACAAUUAUUUUUGGAGAAAUCAUGGACUUAUACGAUGUUGGUUCCUACCUCAUUGGUCCUAUGGAAUGUUGGAAACCAAUCAUUUAAUCUAUACAUAAAUGGUGUUAAGUUAACCAUUAUUGCCUUAUACGAUCGAUUCGAACUUUUACGAGAAAACAAGCCCUUGUUGUUUUUAUCGUAAAAUCCAAGGUUUUGAAAACCGGACCGGACCGGCCGGUCGAACCGGACCGACCGUGACUCGUUAAAGAAGCCGAGUCCGGUUCGGUUUAAAACCCGGAUUUGAGAAAAACCGGUGAAACCGGCUAAAAACCGGUAAAACCGGUGACCCGGUUCAAUUUCGAAACCCGGUUCAAUAGAAAUCAACAUAUAAUUAAUGUAUUUUCAAUUGUUAUUAAAAUAUAAUAUUUCAUAAUUAAUGUUUAUAUUUACUAUUUAAUUAGUUUUCUAAUUGAUUCUUUUUUUAAAAGAAAUGUUUUUAAAAAAAUCUCUUUUUGACUCUCAUAUUUUAUUCUCAUUUUUCUAUAUUCAUAAAAUUUAUGACUUUUAGUUGUAAAAAUAAAUAAAUAUGUAAUUUAAACGGUCAUUCAUUUUUUUUAAUCAAUUUUAGUUGAUAUAGUAUUCACUUGUAUAUAUAACUAAACUUAUGGUUAUUGUUUAUUAUCUAAUUAAUGAAAGAGAACAUAGAACAUAUUAUAUGUAGAACUACAUUUUAGGUCUAUAUAGUGUAAAUAUAUGAUUAUUUAGAUUUAUUUAUUUUUAAAUAGAAAAUCCGGUUCGACCACUUAACCAGUAGCUUUACCGAGUCGGUAUCCGGUCCGGUUUUUAAAACAUUGGUAAAAUCUCAACGGAAACUCCGAUUGACACAAAUUGAGAGACAUUUUGAUCUAGAUUCAAAGGAGAACACAGUGAGAGUCUCAAUAAGCCCCAUAGAGAUCAUUGAGAGCUAUGUUGGCGAUUUGAGAACUCAUGUGACCUAUGUGGGCGAUUUGAGAACACAUGCGAGCUAUGUGGGUGAUUGGAGAACUUAUGUGAGCUAUGUGGGUGAUUUGAGAACUCAUAUGAGUUAUGUGGGAGAUUUGAGAAGUAACGAAAUGAGGAUAGAGAGGCUAUGAGGGCGAUUUGAGCCAAGGACUGAGGAAAGAGAGGCUAUUUGAGCCAAGGAUUGAGGAGAGAGAGGCUAUGUGGGCGAUUUGGAGCCAAGGAGUGAGGAGAGAGAGAGAGAGAGAGAGAGAGAGAGAGAGAGAGGCUAUGUGGGUGAUUUGGAGAAGCUAGGAUGCUAUGUGGUAGAUUUGAAGAUGGUUAGAUCCUUUUUCUUGCUCCUAAUGCCUCUGUUGGUUGCUUACGUGAACUUACAUAACUACUUGGUUUGUUUACGUAAGUUUUUCCAUAUAGAUCUCCAGAAGUUUUAUAGCAAAAGAUUAUCUUACAAAAUUUCCUAUAAGGUUUUUCCACGGAAAAUUUCCAAAUUUUUUCUUGUGGAACAUUGUUUUAUCGCAAAAACCUUCUGAAAGAACGUGUUUUCGAUCUUUUCAUGUUUGGAUAUAUACUUUUUCAUUUUUUGCACGGGAUGAAAUACACGGAGUUUUGUUCUCGUAUCCUUAUUUAAGUAGGCUUGGCUUAUGCAAUGUAGUUUCUUCGACAUUUCCAGCUCAUAUCUACCUAUGGCAUAUUUCUCAGAAGAUUUUAGCCGUUGAUUUUGCCAUGACCGAUUUACGCGAUUUAAGUAUAAUCUAGAUAGUCAUGGUACAAAUUGAUUUUCGUAUAGAUGGAUAUGGUUACAAUUAUUUUGGACUUAAAUGGUUUAUUACGGUUUUGUAUAACCAUUGAAAUUUGAUUAAAUAUAGUAAUUUUUUCUCAAAAGAAUAAUUAAGGGCUAUUUAGCUGUAUAUACAUAGAAAAUAAGUUAAUUAGGUGACAAUGUAUUAUCUUAUUGGCUUUGCAUACCUGGUAAGAAAGAGAAGGAGAGAGAAUGUAAAUUACAUUUGAAUCCCUCUCGUGUAUGUCCAACCUGUUUGAGAAAUAGUGAUGUGCGCGCGUGUUGCACAUGUAUAUAUAUGUUGCAAUGAUGAUAUAAUUUACUGUAUAUUUAUAAGAUUUGAAAGCUCUGACUUAGGGUUAUAUACGAACAGAUUUUUAUACUUUGCAUGUUAGUGACUGAGAUUGUCAAAUAGUGCAACAAAAAAACAAAAUAAAUAGAUUAAGGGUGCACACUACUUAUAGGAUUCAAUCAUUAUUUAAAUUUUAAACCUAAACACUAAAUUUUAAAUUCUAAAACCUAAAAUUUUAAACUCUAAACCCACUUAUCAAAACGCUAAACACUAAUCACUAAACCCAAAACCCAAAUAUAAAUCAUAAAUCCAAAUAGAAUACAACAAAAUAAAUAGCAUAGUACUUUUUUUUGAAAGAAAACAUAAUACAUAUUAGUGAAAUUACGAAUGUAUAUAAUUGUAUGGAAGAAGUUAAUACUGACUUCCACCUCAUCUACACUUUGUAAAUACUAAACCUUAAACCCCAAUUAUUAAAUCGUAAACCUAAAUAUAAAUUCUAAAUUUAAAUAUCACAAUCUAAAAAUAUUAAACUCUAAUUACUAAAUCAUAAACUCAAAUAUAAAUCAUGAACCCAAAUAUCAAAACCUAAAAAUACUUAACCCUAACCCUAAUUACUAAAUCAUAAACCCAAAUAUAAACUAUGAACCCAAAUAUCAAAAUCUAAAAAUUGUAUAUAAUAUUAUGUAAAAUUAAAUUAUAUAAUAUAGAUAAUUCAUUUCAUAGUAACAAUCUUAAUUAAACCCAAAAAAAGAGAGAGGAAACAUGAAAAUUAAAUCUAUUAAAAAAAAAUGAUGUUAUAUAUCUAAACAUAGGUUAUGCAAAUGAAAUUUUGGGAGAGGUAGUGCAACUACAUCUUCGGUGUUGAACACAGAGAGAAGGUCAUAUAUUUUUAUUUUUUCUAUAUUGAUCUAGUGUACUAUAAAUUAUGGUGUAGUGAUAGGUUUUACGGUUGGCUAAGAUAUAGGGGAUGUAGAGGAAUUACGAAAAUAGAACAGUGACUACAAGGACGUAUACCAGUUAGCUAAUUAUUUUAUUUUUCUUACCGAGCGCAAUUGCUCAAUAAUUAAUCUAUUGAAUCUAAAUUCAAUUUGUCAGCAUUAUGUAAAAUUAUAGUCAACGUACAAAUAAAUCUAUCAGGUCUUAAUUAAAUCUAUUAGAGUGAAGUAAACUUUUGGCAAAAAUAAAAAUAAAUUUAUCAAGUUUUAAUUAAAUCUGCCAACAUGACGUAUAUCUGUGUAAAAAAAAAAAUCUAUAGAAACUUAAUUAAAUAUGUCAAACUGAAGUAAAAUGUAUGAACAAAGAAAUUAAAUCGAUGAAUGAUGAAUAAAUAUAUCAGAAUUAAAUAAAUAUGUGGCCAGAAAUUAAAUCUGUCGAAUCAUCACUAAAUUUGUUAUUAUUAAAUAAUUUUGUUUUCAAAAUGUGACAAAUGUUUUUAAGCAAAACUGUCGAAAUUAACUAAAUAUAUGACCAAAGAGAAAUAGAUCUGUCAAACAUAAGUUUGUGACUACAUAAAAUAUAUAAAAAAUAAGUUUGUUCAAAGGAAGAAUCAUAAAUAUUGUUUUGUAACAAAUAAAGUAAGAGCAAAAUAGGUAUCAAAAACAAAAUAGUAAUAAAAAAUAAAAUUAGUGUUAAUCUAGUAAUAAAUUGAUAAGUAAGGAUUAAACUAAAUUAUUCAUAUUAACUCUUAUUUAUUAUGUAAUUAAAAGACUAAUUUAUUAAUAGUAAUGAUAUCAAUGGUCUUUAAGUUGGCAUGAGAUUUAUAAAUUAUGAAGGCAUUUAUUAGGUCAAUUUGCUGAAAGCUAGGAAGCAUUGAAUCGUCAGUGGUGGUGCACUUCUCGCUCUGGAAGUGGAGUUGGAAACAGAAGCACUCGGAAUCGCAUGUAAUCGACUUGGAAUCGUGAUUCCAAGAUUAAACUGUCUGGAAGCGUGAUGGAAUCUCACGAUGCUAAGAUGGAAGCGUUGUUGGUGUAGAUCGGAAGCGUUAGUGUGGUCGUAUUGUAAACACAACGGUGAUUACAAAAGAUGGCGUUUGAAGAAGAUGAUACUAUAAACAUCAGCUACUUUUACGGUGGUCCGUCCACAAACAUAACAACUUUUUUUUCUAUAAAC